Molecule: messenger RNA, 520 nt
Organism: Rhagoletis zephyria (snowberry fruit fly)
Lineage: Eukaryota; Metazoa; Arthropoda; Insecta; Diptera; Tephritidae
Product: H/ACA ribonucleoprotein complex subunit 2-like protein
Molecular function (GO): RNA binding
Source: RefSeq, a predicted model, not a curated record
GUUCAAACCUGUCACCACAACUGUCAAGUGUCACAUUUUUCACGUGUUUACAGCUGCAUGAAGCAUUUUUACAAGUUUCUUGGAUUUUUGGUAGUUUCGUCUUAUUUUAAUUUAAAUCAUGGGAAAAAUCAAGACUGAACCUAUCGAGCAAGACACUUCCGUUGUAUCUGUAGCGAAUGUAACAGUCAAAGAAGAGGACUCUUAUGAUGACAAACUAAAGUAUGUGAACAGCAUUGCACAGCCAAUGGCCUCGAAGAAAAUGUCCAAAAAGUGCUAUAAACUUAUUAAGAAGGCGAUGAAACAUAAAACUUACCUGCGUAAUGGUCUUAAGGAUGUGCAGGCUCGUCUACGCAAAGGCGAAACUGGCAUUUGCAUCUUCGCUGGUGACGUGACACCCAUUGAUAUUAUGUGCCACUUGCCGGCUGUUUGCGAAGAGAAGGGCAUACCGUACGCCUACACACCAAGUCGUGCUGAUUUAGGUGCCGCUNUAUUUAGCAGUUUUAUGUCUACUUUAGCUUAA